AUGUUCGGACGCUUCUUCAAGAACAAGGAGGACGGCAAGAGCGGGCCCCCUGGCCAUCAACGCCAGGCUGGCCAGAACGGCGCGGCCGACGAGCCCCCGGCCGGCGGAGGCUUCUUCAACCUGCCGCCCCCAGUGUCCAAGCCUUACGGCGGUCAGAGUGCGGCCGGCCCCAGCAAUCCCCCCCAGUAUGGAGGCUACGGCGGCGCUCCGCCGGCUGCUAUGCCGCCUCCGCAAACGAGCGGCAGUUUGUUUAGUGGCUUGGAUGUGGCACCGAGCGCUCCGGCACCAAUGGCUCCACCUGCGCAUGAUGACGGAGGUGCGGGAGGUUUGACGAUGCCGACUUACGGUGGAGAGCAGCCGCGGAAGUCGACGAGGAGCUCGGGCUCGUUUAAUUAUCAGGAUGUGGCGGCGUCGGCGGGGGCGGAGACAUUGAGCUCGUCGCAGUACUCGCGAACGAGCGCGACUAGCAGCACGGGCACAUCAGUAUCGCGCGCGAGCUCCAAGGCUGGGGUGAAGAAGAAAAAGAAGAAAACCUUCCGCCCCGGAUUCGGUCGCCAACUUUCUGAUGAAUCUGCGGCGGCGCUGCAGCGUGGAGAUCUGAAGGAGGACGAUGUCAUUCAGCAGCAGCGGGAAGGACGUCUCAACUCGGACCGAUCGGACAGCUCGCGCAGCACGCGUAGUGUGACAGGCCCGACGGAUUUGGCUCAUUUGUUGCCGCCGGUGAAAUCUGGGUCGGUGCUGCAAGGGCUGACUGUUCACAAGGGAACUACUCCGUCCGGUGGUGGUGUUCUGGCUGGCCUUACUGUCCACACAUCGGCUUCUCCCUCCCCUUCGCCACCGAAGCCUUCAGUAUCUGUGGAGUCAGGAUCUGCUGGGAAUGGCGUCCUGUCAGGCCUGACCAUCCGCAGAACUACGAGCAGUGUCGCUGGUGACGACGCUACUGAAGAAGUCAAUGACGUGCCUGUCGAAGAACCUCCUGCUCCCGAGGUCUACAAGAAGCCGUCGCGUCCCGUUAAGGCUGCGCCUGCCACCCCCGAAGAGCGGUUGUUCAACACCCUGAGUGAUUUUCAUGAGAGCGCUGUCAGCUUCCGACAGCUUACGGUCAAGCAGAACGAGGAAGAAAACCGUCUUUUGGAGCGGAAGGCGCAGCUUGCGAACCAGCUGACCCAG
Phytophthora sojae is the source of this 1170-nucleotide messenger RNA. RefSeq lists its product as hypothetical. Gene Ontology annotation, cellular component: mitochondrion; centrosome; intermediate filament cytoskeleton. The transcript is spliced from 2 exons. The record is from RefSeq and is a predicted model, not a curated record. NCBI's taxonomy places the organism in Eukaryota, Oomycota, Peronosporomycetes, Peronosporales, Peronosporaceae. Gene Ontology annotation, biological process: cilium assembly. The annotation marks the transcript as partial.